Nicrophorus vespilloides is the source of this 1876-nucleotide messenger RNA. RefSeq names its product DCN1-like protein 3 (gene SCCRO3). Gene Ontology annotation, molecular function: ubiquitin conjugating enzyme binding; cullin family protein binding; ubiquitin-like protein binding. The coding region runs from base 419 to 1363 and encodes 314 amino acids. The transcript has 3 exons. NCBI's taxonomy places the organism in Eukaryota, Metazoa, Arthropoda, Insecta, Coleoptera, Silphidae. Gene Ontology annotation, biological process: protein neddylation; positive regulation of ubiquitin-protein transferase activity. Gene Ontology annotation, cellular component: ubiquitin ligase complex. The record is from RefSeq and is a predicted model, not a curated record.
UACCCCAGAUCCCAGAUGUGGUGUGAUCAGCUGUGAGUAGUUUUGUCAAAUGAUUCUGAAAGUUUUCCAAUGAAUUUCCAUUUUCCAAAUGGAUUGAUCGACCUAUUAGUGGUGUUGACGAUUCGGUAGCACCGUUAGGAAACUACAAAUAGUCACAGAACCGCAUUAUCUCAGGAAAAAUUUCAAUGAUAAAAAUGAUAACAUAUCAGUGGCAUUAGCAGAGACGAGACGACAAAAGUUUGUUUUUCUUUUGGUUCAUUCUUUUGUUUCUUUUUUGUCGUGUUGUGGACGGAUCAGUUGAUUGGCUGCACAACACAUGCAAUUCAACUUGACAUUUGAGAAUUUUGCACUGGGGCAAUGCUAGUGGGACCCUGUGCAUCUCCGCGAAUAGUGGGUUGGAUUAGUCUGAGGCCCUCAAAUGGGCAAUUGUUUAACUUGCUUCAAGGAGCCCAGUCCCACGGCCCUCGAGAACGAUACUCCACCUGCCACUAAAGAGGAAAUGCCUGAAGCUCAUCCAUACACAGCUACAGUUGUUCAGCUGAAUCCCACUGUUGCAGAAGUAUCUCUAGCUGAGCAGUCUCUGCUGAGCAACGGCAAUCAUCUGUCUUCUUCACAAUUGUCUGAUAGUGCACCAGCUGCAGCUAUAAGGUUUUACCAGAGAAGGGGUCAAUCAAAAUCAGCACCCAUGGGUUUGUCAGAUAGUAAACCAUCUGAUGUUAAGUUGAAUGCCUUGUUUGAUGUGUACAAAGAUGAGGAUGAUUGCAUAUUAGCUGAUGGUAUUGAGCAAUUGUGCAAGGACCUUCAAGUGUCUCCGGAUGAGUUCAAAGUGCUGCUGCUGGCGUGGAAGCUGGAAGCAGCACAGAUGUGUAGGUUUACGCGUGAGGAGUUUGUGACUGGUAUGAAGAAGUUACGCGCGGAUUCCAUAAAGAGCCUUCAAGCUCGAUUGCCGGAGGUCGUGGUCGAAGUGGAGCGUAACGAUGAAUCCUUCAAGAAUCUCUACAGGUUCACAUUCAAGUUCGGUUUGGAUUCGGCGGAGGGCCAACGUAUCCUGCCCAUGGAUGUGGCAAUGAUACUUUGGCGAUUGGUGUUCACAGUGCGCGAACCGCCUAUCCUCGAUCGUUGGCUGAACUUCCUCAAGAAACACGAACAGUAUAGGGGAAUUCCCAAGGACACCUGGAACAUGUUCUUGAACUUCUCCGACACCGUUGGCGACGAUCUCAGCUCGUACGACGACAACGAGGCAUGGCCUAGUCUUUUCGACGACUUUGUCGAAUUCGAAAACGACCAGGCCAACCAGAAUGUGACUAAGGACAAGGACUGUGAAGGCCUAAUUAUAACUAAAGACGACUGUCUUUGCGAGUGAUUGCGCCCACCACCGUCUGAUUGAUAUUGAGAGCUGUGUAUUUUUUUUUGGUUCUUCUUUCCUUUCUAUUUAUUUUUUUUUGCCACUACAAAAAUGCCCUACAGAGGACUUUUAUAUCAAUUGUAAUAUCUUAACAUAGAGAAUUUUUGUAGUAGCAAUCCUUUUUUUUAUUUUUAAGUGAAAUAUAUAAUAUUUAUAUUAUUAAAAUUUAAAUAUAUAAAAACUGCCUAUGUAUUUUAAUAUUUGAGUAUAUAUAUAUUGUAUAAAAGAUGAAAUCUAAAUAUCUUUGAUGAUAUUGCAGUUGUCUAAGGUGGCGAAGACGAAAAGAAGAAAGACCUGUACUGACAGAAAAGCAACUAUGUUUAUUUUUUUUUCUUUUGGUUUUGAUUGUUUUAUGUCUAUGUUGAUGUAGCUUUGUUUAGUUUGUAAUGCCGACAAGACAAACAAGAGAUAUUGUAAAACCUAAAACUAACAAAAAGAAGGCAGUAACAGAGAAAAAUGAAUUGAAUGAAU